Molecule: messenger RNA, 1372 nt
Organism: Durio zibethinus
Lineage: Eukaryota; Viridiplantae; Streptophyta; Magnoliopsida; Malvales; Malvaceae
Source: RefSeq, a predicted model, not a curated record
GGUAAAUAAAUCCAAAAUCCAUUCUUUGCUUUCUGUUUUCGAUCUAUUCUCUUUUUCCAACGAUUCCACCUUUCGUUUCUCUUCAAAAUCAGCCAACUUUGUUGAAUUUUGCUUCCAAUGCCAUUGCAAGCAAAGAAUUCAAAAGAGGGGAGUCGAGCUUGUUUGGAGUGUUUAGACAAUGAUGUCUGCUCGAAUGGAAGUGGAGACAAAGGGUUGGUAUGUCCGAUUUGCUGGGAAUCUUUCAACAUUGUUGAGAAUGUGCCUAAUGUCUUAUGGAAUAAAAGAGGGGGAAAAGUUCCAAGCUAAUACUUUCGUGUUAUUCAUUAGUGAUGAUGGGAGUUGCUCAGAUGGCACACCGGAAAAUCUUCCCCUGGCACAAGCGAUCAGUCAAAUGGCAGCAGAUCCCUAAAGGACAUCAACAUCUUCUACACAGUGAAAUAAAAGUUGCCGAACAUAUAUAUUUUUAAUUUUCUCUUGCACAAGUCUAUCUACACAGAUAAAUUCUUCCUAUUGCUAUGUCCGAAACGAAAGGAAAAGGAAAAAAUGCAUCUUAAUCAGGUGAACGUUAGAUCCUAAAACAAGCAUUUGGAUAAAAUAUGAAGGAAAAAAUGUAUUUGUAUUUUUAUGUUGCCCGAGAUAAUAGAAUUACCUCUGUAAUCUGAUUGCUGUUUAAUGAAAUUCCAAUUUCCUCUAUAAAAUAAAAUAAAUAAAUAAAACAAUUACCUCAUCUGCCUCAUCAAAUUUUCCAUUGUUUCAAAUGACACUUCCCUGAAAGAAAUCUCAACUUUUUAAGCGAUGAAUUGGUUGGCACGAGAGAUGGAUGCUUUCAUUUAAAGGAUAAUAUAAACCUGUCUAGAGAAAGGAUGAAUUGCUAUGGUUGGUCAUAGGCAAACACCAGCAUGCAAGCUUUGGUUAUAUGCUUUGCAUGCAAAGGUUGGUUUGGAUAUUCUUCAUGUGCAAUCAGUCAAGAAACGUAUUCUUUCCCUUCAUUCUUUGUGUUUUAAAUUGUAAGAUUUAUAUUAUAUUAUUUGAUCCUUCAAACAUCUUCAACAAGGUAUCUUUUCCCAAAAGGUUUGAGAACAAUCUUGUUUUGGUCUGAUAGCUUUUUGUUUUUCUUUUAGUUCGUACAGAUAUUAUCAGCUCAAAAGAAAGAUUCUCAAGACUAAAUAAGUAUAAUAACACAUCCUUUUUUUUUUAUGAAAAAUGUAGUUUCUUUAUUCUUAUAACCUCUAAAUUCUAAAUUUCGUCUAACAAUAUACAGAUUUUCAUCAUUUUGACAAGAUAUCAAAAUUAGAGAAAUCGCAGACUAUGCAAUAAAAAAAUAGAAGUGAUCUAAUUUUUUUUAAUAAGAAAAUGUAAAUAUAGUGGAGAG